CGCUCGCCAAGCUACAGCAGCCUGACCCCGGUCCGGACCCAGACGCCUCUUCCGACACCUCUUGUACUUUUCCCUUCGACCCCUUCGACUAGACCCCUUGGCCGACGAGCCGACGCGGCCCGUCACUGUCACCCGAAAGGAAGCGUGCCUCCGAGUCUUGAGCGUCCAGACGCCACUCGUGCGGAUACCGGCAAACGGAAUGCGCCCGCGAACUGCGAGCCUCAUCAGCGUCCUGGUGCUGCUGCUGCCUGUCGUGCUGGGCAGGUCACUGGUCGGCCAAGGGGCCCGGCAGCGUAACGCCGUCGGGCUGUUCGUGUCCAAGUCACAGAGAGGUUCCCGAGUAGGUCCUGGCAGCAACCUGCUUCGCAAGUCGCACCUGAAGCUUCGCAACACCCCUCCUGACGUGAUGACGGUCGCCGAGUCCGAGUCUCUGGUGAUAGAAUGCGAAGCUGGCGGAAAUCCCCCGCCCACCAUCCACUGGCUCAAAAACGGUCUCCGUAUCGGACAGGACUUGUCGGGAAGCGAACGCACUGAAGAGGAGGUGAACCCAGAGGGCGCGCCCAUGCUUGGCCUCAGCUUCACCAGAUCGCGGCUGUUCAUUGAUUGCGCCUCGACGCAGUACGACGAGGCCGAGUACACCUGCGUUGCCCAGAACCCCUACCACCGUAUCAGCAAGAGCACUAAGGUCAAGGUCACCAAGAUCGGCUCGGCCCACUCCAGCCCUUUGUGCCUCGUGAAGAAGUCCUUCGUGCCCCCCGGUGUCCCUGCCCGCAUCACCAUGUGGACGCACACUCGCCUGGAGCUGAUGGGCAGCACUGUGCAGCUCUUCUGCCGACCGAUUGGCUCGCCCAAACCCAGCGUUUCCUGGUUCGGCCCCGACGACACUGAACUGCAAAACAGCGACAAAUACAAGGUUCUUGAAAACGGUGAUCUCGAGAUCCGGAAUAUUGCCUGGAAUGACAUGGGAGGCUACACGUGCACUGCGGAGAACUCGCACGGCGUGGACCGGACGUCGACUUUUCUCUAUCCUACACUGCCGGACAAGGUGUAGGAGCGUGGUCACCGCGCAGUUGUCGCUGCUUCCCGCAUUGUGAUGCGAGCUCGUCCUCCAACCUGGCUGGAUUGUUGUACAUACAUAGCGCCGUCGAACAUUCCAGUGGUGUCCGGGCCCACCCCGCCAAGGCUUGCUGCCAGGCGCCCCUGACCCACACCCCUCUAUUUAUUGUCGACCCCACCCACGACACCUCGUUUCAUCAGCCGGCCCGCUUUGCUUCGCGCCUGCUUCGCACUGUAGACCCUUUCCGAAAUCGUGCACCGAUGGCAUUGCCACGCAGUGCCGUCAACGCAACGAGACCAUCUGUCGCGUUAUUUUGACUUAGGUUGUGACCCAAGUGGCCUCUCGGUCCCACAUUGUUCAAACCGGCAAAAAGAAAUUGGCCUCCACCCCUCACCCAAAAGAAGAAACCUCAGAAAUCCAUGCGCUCGGAUCGGUCUUUCAUGCUGUAGCGUAGCCAGGGAGCGCUCGGAUUAUGGGGGAACCUGUCAGGACUAAGCGGCCGAAGCUAAGCUUUUAUCAAUCGUGUUUCAUUUAACAUGCGUUCAUUUUUCCGUCGAUUACUUAGUGGCGCGUGUCAUGAAGAGAAUGGAAUGAGCGCUUGUCAUGUUUCAUUUUUAUUCGUUCGUUCGUUCUUUCGUUUGUUUGUUUGUUGGCUAGGUUUAUUAAGGUCCCGGACGCGUGCUUACGUUUACUUGUUGACGCAGAGCAUCAUGCGGCCAUCUCGGGCAUGCAUGUCGAUGACGACAAAUACAUGCAUUCUAAUAGUGUAUUUGUUUCGUUAAGUUUUGAAAAUAUAAACAAAUAAAAAGAAAGGGGGAGGUGGGUAGGCCCAGAACGGUGCAGCGUUGCGUGCGUGACUGCUAGGCCCGUGUUCGAAACCUAUGUUUCUUGAAUUUUUUUUUUGCCAUUAAAAAAUAACCCUACAUUACAGGUUCCCCUCAGUUUUGCAACUUUAAUAAUAUCUGGCGUUUAACGUCCCAAAACCACGAUAUGAUUAUGAGGGACGCCGUAGUGGAGGGCUCCGGAAAUUUCGACCACCUGGGGCUCUUUAACGUGCUUUAACGUUCUUUAAAUUUAAGUACACGGGCUUCAAACGUUUUCGCCUCCAUCUCAGUUUGCAAAUUUAACGGUGGCACAAUAAUCGGAGCGUCGCAGCUGCACCGCGAAGCAGCAACCCUUUCGUUACGUGUGCCCCAUUGAUAUCAGCCAACCAAUGAGGGGAAAUUGCUGCUUCGACAUUAUAAGCUCAAUUGGCCACUUCGCCGAACUUCCUUGGCGCGCCCAUUCGGUUGCUCUCUGUCUACAAUUAAACUUAAACACGCGUCCUGCUACGGCACUGUGCAACACCGGGCGUGGCGAUGGCAGCUGAUAUGAUGAACGGCAAGCACGUGUAAAAAAAAAAGAAAGAAAAAAGAAAAUCGAGACCGGUGGGUGGGUAGGCGCAGGCACAGUACUGUGUGCCGUCGUUAGUCUCGCCGUAGCGCUACCAUCACCGCCUGGCGUCAAGUGACUGUUUUGGAGUUGUGUUAAGGGCAGCUGUGGAGCGUCUUGUUAUUUUUCACCUUCGAGGCAGUGAACUGUAAGUAGAGUUUGCAAGAGCUGCGUUUAGGGUGUUUCGUCCGAUACGCUAAGUCAUCUCAUGAACCACACCACCUGCGUUACAGUAUUAUGCGAGCGGUUUUUUUUUCUCGUCUUGUUGUGUUUUUUUUACUCGCGCGCGCCAGCCUCGGUCGCGUUCCGUGGGACUUUACUCCCACACGUCUCCCCCAUUUCCAAAGCGGCUACGCCUCUGGCCUGGUGUGUGAUACGUCGUGUGUGAAGACAUGCGGUAUGUGCGGAAUUGCGGGUUGAACGGAUGCUUCAGAGGUUGCUAUUGGAGAGCUUGUCGAUAUUAUUUUUGUUUCGCGACAACUCUUACACAGGGUCAUUGCAGUUGUUACCUCUUCGCGAUACGUGUAGCGCGCUCUCACCGUCGCUCUUGUGUGACCGAUGUCUUUCAAGUUGCGGUUUUAUCGGCUCUAUUCAUUUAUACGUCAGCCCGGCGGCUGACUGGGAAAUUUCGGAAAGAGUCUAGUUUGGGUUUGAUUCGAAGAAACUGGUGUACAUACGUAUAGAUGUAUAUCAAGAGAGCAUCAAUGUUGUUUCGUCCAGUUGCGUUUAUUAAAAGUUUGUAUCUCGUACGUAUGCA
Molecule: messenger RNA, 3245 nt
Organism: Rhipicephalus sanguineus (brown dog tick)
Lineage: Eukaryota; Metazoa; Arthropoda; Arachnida; Ixodida; Ixodidae
Gene: ImpL2
Product: zwei Ig domain protein zig-4
Exons: 8
Coding region: 200-1051 (283 amino acids)
Source: RefSeq, a predicted model, not a curated record